Molecule: messenger RNA, 3682 nt
Organism: Pristis pectinata (smalltooth sawfish)
Lineage: Eukaryota; Metazoa; Chordata; Chondrichthyes; Rhinopristiformes; Pristidae
Gene: rbm25b
Product: RNA binding motif protein 25b
Exons: 22
Coding region: 205-2751 (848 amino acids)
Biological process (GO): regulation of alternative mRNA splicing, via spliceosome; mRNA processing
Cellular component (GO): spliceosomal complex
Molecular function (GO): mRNA binding
Source: RefSeq, a predicted model, not a curated record
GCAGCGUGCGCGGGCUGGCGCUGUUGUUCCGGGAGCGAGGCAGUGCGAGGGCCGGGAGUGGCGCCGCCGCAACACCGCGACCAGGCCGCCGCAUCGCUGCAGCACUCGCACUUUCUUCGCAGAUCCCGUCCGCCCGCACGAUUUCCGGCUUCUGAAGUAUUUGACUUUCAUUUUAAGGUAAUUUAGUGGGUUGGUGUUGAAGAAAUGUCAUUUCCACCGCAUAUGAAUCGCCCUCCUUUGGGGAUACCCCCAUUGCCGCCGGGUAUUCCUCCUCCACAGUUUGCAAGCUUCCCACCUUCUGUGCCACCCGGUUCGAGUUUCCCCCAUGAGAAACAUCCUCUCAACAUCUACUGUGUCAAACCCCUUCAGAAUCGGGCACCCAUGAUUCCUGUUCCUAUGGGAAUAAUGACUCCUGCCACAACUGCAGCAAGUUACAGGCACCCAUCACUGCAGGUCUCCAUGCUGUACACCAUGAACCGUUGCCCAACAGAGGGCAAACAGGUGUUGGUGCCAACCUCUGUGCCUAUGGUUGGAAAGCAUAUUGGACCAAGGAAGGACCAUUCUGGUCAGAGGAAUCGCGAAAGUGAUGAAAACAGUGGUCCGACUACAACAGUUUUUGUAGGCAACAUAUCUGAGAAAGCUUCUGAUAUGUUAAUCAGGCAGUUACUUGCGAAAUGUGGCUUGGUUUUAAGCUGGAAGAGAGUCCAGGGAGCUUCAGGAAAAUUACAAGCGUUCGGCUUUUGUGAGUACAAAGAACCAGAAUCUACCCUACGUGCAUUAAGAUUAUUGCACGAACUUCAAGUGGGAGACAAAAAGCUGCUUGUAAAAGUAGAUGCAAAGACCAAAGCCCAGCUGGAUGAAUGGAAGGCCAAAAAGAAAGGAGUCAAUGGGGAUACGAAAACAGAGGAUUCAUCGGAUGAUGUUGUGGAUGAGGAAACCAAAAGGAGAGAUCAGAUCGUAAAGGGAGCAAUAGAGGGAUUAAUAAGAGAAUACUCCAGUGAACUAAAUGCACCUUCCCAAGAUCAAGAUGCACAUCCUAGAAAGAAGAAAAAGGAAAAGAAAGAGGAGGAUGACAUAAGUGCAAUGGAAAUGGAAGAGGAUAAACGAGACCUAAUUUCUCGAGAAAUUAGCAAAUUCAGAGAUACUCACAAGAAACUAGAAGAAGAAAAAGGAAGGAGAGAAAAAGAAAGACAAGAAGUUGAAAAAGAGAGAAGAGAUAGAGAAAAAGAACGUGAGCGAGAAAGAGAAAGGCGUGAAAGAGAGAAGGAACGUGAGAAAGAAAAGGAGAGGGAGCGGGAGCGUGAACGAGAGCGGGAACGGGAGCGUGAGCGGGAUCGGGACCGUGACCGUGAUCGGGACCGUGACAGAGAUCGUGAGAGAACUAAGGAUAAGGAAAGGGAGCGAGACCGAGAAAGGGAUCGAGAGCGAGAUAAAGAGAGAGAAAGAAGCCGGGACCGGGAGAGAAGCAAGGAUCGAAGUAGAUCCAGAGAGAAAAGCCGAGAAAAGGAGAAGAAAAGAGAUCGGGAAGAAGAUGAGGAGGAAAUGUAUGAACGUCGGAAACUUGAAAGAAAGCUCCGUGAGAAAGAAAAUGCAUACCAAGAGCGUCUUAAAAAUUGGGAAAUAAGGGAACGGAAGAAGGCCAGAGACUAUGAAAAGGAAGCUGAAAGGGAGGAAGAAAGAAGAAGAGAAAUGACAAAAGAGGCAAAAAGACUGAAGGAGUUUUUAGAAGACUAUGAUGAUGAUCGAGAUGAUCCAAAAUAUUACAGAGGAAGUGCUUUACAGAAACGUUUAAGGGAUCGAGAGAAAGAAAUGGAAGCAGAUGAAAGAGAUCGUAAGCGAGAAAAGGAGGAGCAUGAGGAGAUUCGACAGCGUUUGUUGGCAGAAGGGCAUCCAGAUCCCGAUGCAGAGCUUCAGAGGAUGGAGCAGGAGGCAGAGAGGCGGCGGCAGCAGCCAAUCAAGCAAGAGCCAGAAUCGGAAGAGGAGGAGGAGGAGGAAGAAAAGCCAGAGAAGGAGGAACGCCGAGUGGAAGAGGAUGAAGAACCCGAGCAGAAACCCUGCCUGAAACCCACCUUACGCCCUAUCAGUUCUGUCCCAUCUGUUUCAUCAGCAAGUGGAAAUGCUACACCAAAUACUCCUGCAGAUGAGUCUCCCUGUGGUAUUAUCAUUCCACAUGAGAACUCUCCCGAUCAACAGCAAGAGGAGCAGCGGCCUAAAAUUGGGCUGAGCCUGAAACUAGGUGGUUCCAAUAGCCCGAGUCAGCCAAUUUCAGUCAAAAGAAAGAAACUGCCUGUUGAUAGUGUUUUCAAUAAAUUUGAAGAUGAAGAUAGUGAUGAAGUUCCUCGGAAGCGGAAACUUGUCCCAUUGGAUUAUUCGGAAGAUGAGAAGAGUGCCUCCAAAGGAAAUGUAAAUACAGAAGAAAAACGAAAACACAUAAAAAAUCUGAUUGAGAAAAUCCCAACAGCUAAACCAGAACUUUUCGCCUAUCCUCUUGACUGGUCUAUUGUGGAUACGAACUUGAUGGACCGACGCAUUCGACCAUGGAUCAAUAAAAAAAUAAUAGAAUACAUUGGUGAAGAAGAAGCAACACUAGUGGACUUUGUUUGUUCUAAGGUAAUGGCACACAGUUCACCACAGAGCAUUUUAGAUGAUGUAGCCAUGGUACUGGAUGAAGAAGCAGAAGUCUUCAUAGUGAAGAUGUGGAGGUUAUUAAUAUAUGAAACAGAAGCUAAAAAGAUAGGACUUGUUAAAUAGAUUGUCAUAUCCAUAGGAAACGUCUUUUGGAAAUUUUUUUCCAUUCUUCAAAACUGUAACUUUCAUCUGUCCUCAGAGGCACUUGUGAAGCUUGUAUUUUUUAUUGUAGAGAUAAUGUGAAGUCCAUUUUUUUCCUUCUCUUCACCCCAUCAUUUGGUUUGCUAUGUCCUUAAAAGAUGUACAGUUAAUAGAAAUCUGCCUACAUUUGUUCUUCAUUUCACCAACUGAGAUAAACGACUGGGUUAUUUUUUAUAAACUGAACUCUUCUGCUGUGUAUUUUCAUUAUCAACACACUGACUUCUGUUCAUAACCUCUCGGUGUUACAUUUAUGGAAGGUUAUGCUGUACCGAUGCAAGAUAUUUGCACUUAAUAUCCAGGUUAUCCCUGUGAUAUGGAGGAGCAGGUUUAGAAAUAAAAUGUUUAUACAUUUUUGUUUUGAAAUUAGUAAUUUUGAGAGGAAAAAACUUUGAAAGAUGCAGAGUUGUUUUCUCAUCAACAUUAUGAAAAUAUUUUAAAUGUUGCAUUUCCAGCAGGUCACAGAAUAGGGUUUAAAUGUUUUUGAAAUAAAUAAAUAAAGUUUGAGAAUGUCUUAGUUGACUUUUUAAAAAGAGAUCUGUAUCCCCUUUAGUUGCCAACAUAGAUUUAAUUUAAUGUUUGAAAUCAAACCUUUGUAAUUUUACAUUUAUCAGUUUUUUUAUAGUCAAAAUUAUUUUUGAUGCAGGUACAACAAGCAAGCUACUGUCAGGUGUUGCGAAUACAAGGAGCAAGCUUUUUUUUGUUUCAGUCUCACAAUUUCUUUGGGGUGAAGUUUUAAUAAACUACAAUGAGCUUUGUCAAGGGUGUAGUGUGUUUUAAGCUAUGUUAUGGAGGCUUGAUGGUUAGCUUGGAAAUGCAGUCUUUGUUGGCCCAUUAAAAGGAAUGCUAUCCCUUC